This is a messenger RNA of Gossypium arboreum, 1662 nucleotides long. RefSeq names its product phosphatidylinositol 3,4,5-trisphosphate 3-phosphatase and protein-tyrosine-phosphatase PTEN1. The record is from RefSeq and is a predicted model, not a curated record. Gene Ontology annotation, cellular component: cytosol. Gene Ontology annotation, molecular function: phosphatidylinositol-3,4,5-trisphosphate 3-phosphatase activity; protein tyrosine/serine/threonine phosphatase activity; protein tyrosine phosphatase activity. The transcript is spliced from 8 exons. Gene Ontology annotation, biological process: protein dephosphorylation; phosphatidylinositol dephosphorylation. Lineage: Eukaryota; Viridiplantae; Streptophyta; Magnoliopsida; Malvales; Malvaceae. The coding region runs from base 243 to 1583 and encodes 446 amino acids.
AACCAAACCCAACAACCUAGGAAAAAUGUUUAUUGAAAAAAAAAAACAUCAUCCUAGGAAUAUCCCAACAGUAAAUUCGGUUGACAUGUUUCUUUAAACUGCUUCAAGGAUAGCAACGUUGUUGCCUGAAUUUGCUCCAAAUAUAGGGUUGAGAGCUGGUGUUAGAAUUCCCUCCAAAUUUAGCAUAGAAUAUCCAAAUUCCCACUUAUCAGUUUUUCUCUUUCCGUCAGGGGAGAAUCAAUAUGAAAGAUCAUCAUCAUGAUCAUGAUCAUCAUCCUAAUGAUCUUCAGCAGCAGCAGCAGCAGCAGCUUCAACCCCAUUGCAGCUACUUUGACAUUCUGAAGUUGUCAAGGUAUCAGCAGAUGGGGUUGGAAUUUACGAAGGCGGGCCCAAUAAAGGGUGCAAACGCCACCCUUCUCCUCCAGCAUAAAAUGCUUUCUUAUCUUUCAGCAAGUUCUUUCAUUCGAAACCUGGUGUCGAAGAAAAGAAGGCGAAUGCUAGUCGGUGGAUAUGAUCUGGACAUGUCUUAUAUAACUGAUCGUUUGUUGGCAAUGUCUUUCCCUGCCGAACGUAUGCGAACAAUGUAUCGGAAUCCUCUAUGGCAGGUCAAGUCUGUGCUGGAAAUGAUUCAUCAGGGGCAUUACAGGGUCUACAAUUUGUGCAUAGAAGAAGAUUAUGAUCCAUCACACUUCCAUGGUCGAGUCGAGAAGUUCCCUUUCGAUGACAAUCACGUUCCCCACUUUGAAAUGAUGAAGUCAUUCUGUGAGAGUGUUCAUUCAUGGCUAUCAGAUGACCCUAAAAACAUUGCAGUUGUUCAUUGCAUGGCAGGAAAAGGUCGAACAGGCUUAAUGGUGUGUGCCUACCUUGUUUACACCGGAAUGUCAGCUGAGGAAGCACUUCAGUUAUACGCCCAAAAGCGGACAACUAACAACGAAGGAGUCUCUAUACCAAGCCAACGCCGUUAUGUGGGGUAUUGGGAAAAAUUACUUUCUUUUCCCAGGGGCAUUGGCAAUGGACCUGUCGAUGUGCACUUGCCUCAACCAUGUAGCCGAGAAUUGCGGCGGAUACGACUUUACGACACAGUUAAUACCAACUCUGUCUUCUUCGUUGUCUCGGAGCUCCAAGAGAUUCCGGAUCAGAUGAACCGCCCGCCUGUUGAAGUUGCCAAGAGAUGCUGUCGACAAUUCAAAAAAGGAAGUGAAGCGAAUUGCAGUCCUCGAUAUUUCUUGUCAUAUGUUGAAGGGGACGAGGAAGGGGCUACACCAGAAUCGGAGGAACCUCGUGUUGUAGUCCAAAUGGACACGGAGAGUCCCAUAUUAUAUCAGAAGAACUGUCUUGACUAUCGUUUCAAUAAACCUGUGGAAGUUAAGGGAGACGUGCGCGUCAUAUUCUAUCAAAAAAUGAUCGGAGGUCGCCUUUUUUAUGCCUGUUUCAAUACAGCCUUCAUCAAGAGCAGCUUGCUACAGUUUACGAUCCGGUAUCUGGACAAAGUUGGGAGUGCCGGCAGAUCAAUAUGCGGCCCUGCAUUCUGUGUCGAGUUGCUUUUCGGCCCGGCCAACCGGAGCCUCUCGAGUGCUUUUUAAUCUAAUUAUAAUGUAAUGAAUUUGUACUGAACCCUAAACUCAAGGGACUUGUUUUAAAAAAUAAUAAAAACAAUACAUG